Schistocerca nitens (vagrant locust) is the source of this 902-nucleotide messenger RNA. RefSeq lists its product as uncharacterized. Gene Ontology annotation, molecular function: DNA-binding transcription factor activity. NCBI's taxonomy places the organism in Eukaryota, Metazoa, Arthropoda, Insecta, Orthoptera, Acrididae. The record is from RefSeq and is a predicted model, not a curated record. Bases 94 to 657 code for a protein of 187 amino acids. The transcript is spliced from 5 exons.
AGCGUCUGCUUUGUUCUGAACUGUCGUACUGACCGUCAGACUGUGUAUCUUGAGUGGUUGUGUUUUCGCUAUCGAGCAAAAUGUCUCAGGUGUAUGAAAACAUCUAAUUCGUUGGAGGAGGUGGAAACACUUCUCGAUCAGCUGAAAACUGUGGGGUUUUCAUACUGCGUGAGAAGUAGUCGUUUUAAAGAGCCUUCUUCAGAUGUUAUGAAAAGUAAAACAAAGCAUUUCUUCAAGCAAAUGCAGGGACAUGUCCCUAUCCCCUUUUUUGGUUGUGCAUUCGCAGUGGAGAGUGUGUGGUCGAGGCACUGUGUUUUGGGGCCAAAAUACUAUAAAAGUAAAGAGUCUAGUGUACCUGAGCACUUGGAAGACCAUGUGACUCCUCGUAAGAGAUUGAGGAUCAUGGAUACUAGAAAAUCCAACUGCCCAGCAAUUUUAAAUAUGAAGUGUAUAAGGGUGUAUCCUGAUUACAGUAUGCACUCAGCAACUGAACACAGGGAUGCCAAGGCAAAAGUUCUUGCAAGUCUACAGAAAGAUUUGGCAUUGCCAUGCCCGCCUAAGAGCUAUCUACGUUAUUAUUUGACUGCUUCCCCAGCAAGUACACAUACACAUGCUACUGAAAGUGUUGAAGCAAGUGGGUACAUAUGGUACAAAUAAAGUAUUGUUUGACGAGACUAGACUGCAGAAUCAGGUUGAUGAGUGGCACAAAGACUCGAGCAAUCACAUGAUUUAUUAUAGACAUUGUACGGGAGCCAAUGGAGAAGUGAAACCAUUACUUUUUUGCUAUCAGAGCAGUUGGCAGAGAGAUCUUUUGAAGAAGUAUGGGCGUAGUUGUUUGUUAGAUGCAACAUACAAAACAACAACAUAUGAUAUUCCUUUAUUUUUUAUAGCUGUGAAGAGUA